CAUCUCAACCAGAUGCUGCAACUCUCAUGCCUCCUAUCAUCAUCCUACGAACUUCCUGUUCACUACGUUGGCUCUUCCAUCCACAUCCGUCAAGCCAAGCUCCGCUGCUCAACUCCUCUUCUCCUCACCAAAAUCCAAUUCCAUGACCUCCCUAUUCCUCCUUUUCCUUCUCCCGUCCCCACCUGCGGUGGAGAUACUGAUUUUCCUGCCCAUCUCCAGCCAUCCUUCGACUCCUCUCUAGACCUUCGUGAACCUUUUGCCACCCUCAUAGACACACUCUCUUCCCAAGCCAAGAAGGUAGUUGUAAUCCAUGAUCCUUUAGUGGCCUUUGCGGUUCAGGAUGCUGCUUCUUUACCAAACGUAGAGCUCUACAUGUUCCACACCACCUCUGCCUUCUUUUCCUUCUCCUUUGUGUUGGAAAAAAACCGAGAAACCCUCGUUCCUAAAGAUUUCCCCGAAGACCUUCCUUCCAUGGCAGGUUGCUUUACAGACGAGGUGAUGAAUCUCCUAACCAUUCACAUGGAGUUCAUGAAACUCCAAUCUGGUGAUCUCCACAACACAUGUAGAGUGAUUGAAGGCGAAUACAUAGAUCAUCUAGCUCAGAAUGAUGAACUCAGAACCCUGUGGACUGUUGGACCAUUAAGUCAUCAUCUGGUAGGAAGAAUUGAGGAGCAGGGCAACCCCAGUGGGGAAAACGUAUGCCUGAAUUGGCUUGACAAACAACCGCCAAAGUCAGUCAUAUACAUAUCUUUUGGGACCACGAGUUCUUUUGUAAAGGAACAGAUUAAGGAACUGGCCGUUGGGAUAGAAGAAAGCAAGAUCAGAUUCAUAUGGGUGCUCAGAUAUGCCGAUCGAGGAGAUGUUUUUGCAGAAGAAGAUCAGAGUCCAGAGCUUCCAGAAGGGUUCGAAGAGAGAACGGAAGGAGAGGGAAUGGUGGUGAGAGGGUGGGUAUCUCAGGCUGAAAUCCUGAAGCACCCAUCUACUGGAGGUUUCCUGAGUCACUGUGGGUGGGGUUCAUGUUUGGAGAGCAUUAGCUCCGGGGUGCCAAUAGCAGCAUGGCCCAUGCACUCCGACCAGCCACGGAACGCUACACUGGUGACACAGGUGUUGAAGGUCGGUUUGAUUGUAAGGGAGUGGUCACACAGAGAAGAAUUAAUAACAGCAUUGGCAAUUAAAGAAGCUUUGAGGACAUUAAUGGCUUCAGAGGAAGGGGAAACGAUGAGGAAAAGGGCAGAGGAAUUAGGAAGGGCUGUUCGUCAGGCUACUGAGGAAGGUGGAGUUUCUCAAAAGGAGUUGGAAUCCUUCAUCAACCAUAUCACCAGAUAGACCCAUGAACAAGGGCAAUGCACAGUAUUUUUCAGUUCAUUACUGUAAAAAUAAAGGCUAGAUUAUCUC
Rubroshorea leprosula is the source of this 1395-nucleotide messenger RNA. Lineage: Eukaryota; Viridiplantae; Streptophyta; Magnoliopsida; Malvales; Dipterocarpaceae. The record is from the annotation of a GenBank genome assembly.